UUUUGGAUUCCGUCGAAUAAAAAAGGCGCAUCCGCCAUUUCCCUCUAUCCUUCAGUUUCGUGUCACUCUUUCGCGGUUUGAGGCUUUUCAGUUUCGAACAUUCGCUCGAAUUUCCCUGACACCCCUCUUCCCCUUCUCAUUUUCGCUUUCUCUCUUCCUCUCGUGUUCUUGCUCUCGUACUCCCUCCAAGGGGGAAAAUAGUAAAUUGGUGUUCAAUGAACUUCUAGGAUGCACAACAGAACAUGAGAUGGAUCCUGAAGAAUACUUACAGAAGUGUUCCAAUAUGAAAUGCCAAAGGGUUCAAGUAGAUGGAUCAUUGGUUCCUGCUAUUCAAGACGAAUCGAUGGAAGUUGAACAUUUGCUUGCAGAACCUAGAAACGAUCAUGUUUCAGUGGAUGGUAUUUUGUAUUUUCAUGAGGAGAGUGUAGGCAGAUGUGCUGUCGAAAAUCUUUCCCAUGGAUUUGAAUUUGGUCUAAGAACAAGCAUAGGUGGAUCGGAUUCUCAUACAACUUUGAAUGGAAAACAUGAUUUGAAACUUGAGGUACUUGAUGGAUUGCUGGAUGAUGUUGAAAUUGAUGGUCUUAAUGCGACAGAUGGGUUUUCAUGUGAAGAUUAUCUUUUGGAUUUUGAAUAUCCUGACCAAGCUGUGGGUCUUUGUGGAGAAUUACUACUACAAAGUUCAAGCUCUGAGAGCCAUUCUCCAGGAUUAAGUGGAAGUAGCAACGGUGUUGGUGGAGUAUCUGAAUCAUCGAAAGUGGCCAUUGAACAAAUAGAAUACAAAAAUAAUUUUCUAGAUGAUAGAGUUGCCCAUGACUUGCAUGGUGCCUUCAGGAACAAUUCCUAUCAAACAUCCAUUGAAGAUGGAACUUGCAAUUCACUUGAUAUGCAGCAUCUAAAUGAGUUGGAUAAUGAUACCCCUUUAGCAGAUAGUAUAUUGUCUUGCAAGAAGAAAAAGGGUUCUGUGGACGAAUGUCAAAUUACUGCAGUUAGAGAGAAGAGAUGCCGUAAGCCUACUCUGAGGUAUAUUGAAGAAUUUUCAAAUUUAAGGUCAAAAGAAAAGGCUUUGAAUUCUGCAACCAAAAAUAAACACUCUAGUUUGACAUCACAUCACAAGCUUCGUCAUGUAAGGUUUAGAGCAUUGAGACACAUUCCAUGCAAGAAUUCUGGAAGUCAAACAAGUGAUAUGGCGCUUCCUGAGUUGCAGGAUCACAAGCAAUGUCUGAAAAGUGAGGAGCUUGAGUAUGAAGAGUCUGCAUCGGAGUCUGAGGAUGAAUGCGUGACGCCAAAAAGAUAUAAUAAAAAUGAUCGGAGGAAGCAUCAAAGAAUGUGGACUUUAUCUGAAGUGAUCAAGUUGGUUGAUGGUAUUUCUGAACAUGGAGUUGGGCGAUGGACUGAUAUAAAGCGUCUUCUGUUUUCUUCCUCCAGUUACCGUACACCGAUAGAUCUCAGGGACAAGUGGCGGAAUCUUUUAAGAGCCAGUUCAGCACAGAAAUUUAACAACAAAGAGACUGAACAAAAGCAGCAGCAUGCCUUGCGUUCGUUGCCAAGUACUGUACUUCGCCGAGUUCGUGAACUGGCUAAAAUUCAUCCAUACCCGAGGGAGCGUUACUCAAAGGAAUCAUCUGCUGGCCAAGUUGGUUCCUCUGCCCUUCCAAUUCAAACUAAAUGUGGUCCUAGCAAAAGAAAUGUACGUAGGAAGAAGUGUAUUUGAAUAUUAGUAAUCUGUGUUUGUGUAUAGACGAAGUGUAUCCAAGCUCGAGUACUUGUCACUGAUACUUGCUGCCACCCGUACUAUAGUACUCUGUUUUGGGAGAAACAAAACCAAGUCAUUCCCGAUCUGUAACAACCACCCCUAAUCUCGUCAUGGAUAAAUUGUGGGUAGUAGAACUGGAGGCUUCAACGUCGUGUAGAUCGUAGUUGAACAUGUCAGAUCAGCUGUGUGAUUUGGAAAAAGCCCGAGUCAUUGUCA
Molecule: messenger RNA, 1969 nt
Organism: Prosopis cineraria
Lineage: Eukaryota; Viridiplantae; Streptophyta; Magnoliopsida; Fabales; Fabaceae
Exons: 9
Coding region: 248-1711 (487 amino acids)
Source: RefSeq, a predicted model, not a curated record